This is a messenger RNA of Cooperia oncophora, 945 nucleotides long. The record is from the annotation of a GenBank genome assembly. Lineage: Eukaryota; Metazoa; Nematoda; Chromadorea; Rhabditida; Trichostrongylidae.
AUGCCAAGGCUUCGAUCAGCUCGUACAGUAGCAGCAGCUCGAAGAAUAAGCGGACUUCUCGUCAACAUAUUUCGAGACAGGCACGAAAGGUAUUCAUCGUCAACAUCCUCGUCUGACGAUUUUAUAACGGAUUCGAGUGAGGAGACGUCAUCGACAACUGAAACAUCAUCCACAGAAACUGAUUCUUCAGACGAACAACGUCAAGAAACCCGAAGGUAUCCAACACGUGCAUCUGAGCGACAGAAUCGGCAGAGGCGAAGUGUCCCAAAUCAGCGGUCAGCAGAGCAGUCACAAUCCUCGUCCAACGCUGAAACUUUACACGAGAGUGAAAGCGAAUCAAGCGGUUCAGGCGAAGAAGCGCGAAACGACCUUGAACGGACGAUCAUGGAAAAUGAGAACGAUGACGAUAUCCAAAUUCUGGAUGAGAAUGUAGAGCCUCUGCGAUCCACCCCACCAGGUUCGCCAUCUGAUUCCGACAACGAGCUGAAUUCUGCGAAUCGUCCCAAGCGAAGAAGGACGGACAAUUUCUCAACGGAGAACGAGAAAGAUUGCCAACCAGGGGUAUCCACAGAGACGACGGCGUCCACCGCGCUCGGCGCGGCUCUCGCCGGUGAUGAGGAAGCUGACGAUGGUUGCACUAUUUGUUAUGAAGAGUACACAAGUGCUGGAGAACAUCGAUUGGCUUCAGUGAAGUGUGGACAUUUUUUCGGGUAUUCAUGUAUUGCACGAUGGAUUCGUAGUGAAGGUAGGAAUGCUGUAUGCCCCACAUGUAAAACGAAAGCAAGUAUGAAAGACAUACGUAAACAUUACACGGCAGCUGUAAAAGUAAGUUGGGCACAGAUUCUGAAUACCGUUACUAUGACUUCCUUCUGUACCUUAGCCAUCGUUCACUGUGAAACAUGUUAUAAAUCCGUGCUUAUUGGGCAAGUUAGACCUUGCGGUUAG